Mizuhopecten yessoensis (Yesso scallop) is the source of this 1997-nucleotide messenger RNA. Its product is annotated as kelch-like protein 10. Bases 95 to 1915 code for a protein of 606 amino acids. The transcript has 6 exons. Gene Ontology annotation, molecular function: protein binding. NCBI's taxonomy places the organism in Eukaryota, Metazoa, Mollusca, Bivalvia, Pectinida, Pectinidae. The record is from RefSeq and is a predicted model, not a curated record.
AUCCUUGACAACCAUCAUUAGGUUGGGAGACUAGGCGUUCGGGAUGGAUGCAAGUUUACUCUAUUUGAUAGAAAAUAGCUGAAACGGGGAAAAAAUGGAAUUUGAAGAAUAUUCAGAAAACACGAAAGGGAACGAACUAGGGAAACGAUUUAGCUCCCAAUCGUGUAAUGUCUUUGAUGAGCUGAGACGAUUUCAACAGCUCUGCGACGCCGUGAUAAAAGUUGAAAACGAAGAAUUCCCGAUCCACAGAGCCAUCAUGUCGGCCAGUAGCCCAUACUUCCGGGCCUUAUUUACAAAUGCCCUAGACGCGGUAGACAAACGAGAGAUAGAAAUUCCAGGAGUGACAGCCGAGAUCAUGCACAUUAUCAUAGACUAUGCCUAUACCCGUCGUGCAAAGAUCGACAAAAAUAACAUAGAGAGUUUGCUCCCGGCUGCCGACCAAUUUCUUGUUCACGGUCUUGUAAGACGAUGCUGUGAUUUUCUCGCUCGGGAACUAGAGCCAGAAAAUUGCAUUGGCAUAUAUAAGUUCGCUCGAACUUAUUUUUGUCUUGACUUGGAGCGAAUAGCGUAUCGUUAUUUAAUGCAUAACAUUAAUGAUGUAAUGAACGGAAGUGCCGAAUAUCUAAACCUUGAUUUAACAGAAGUCUGUGAAAUACUGUCCUCCGACGAUCUGAAUGUGAACAGCGAGGAAAUUACAUUCUUGGCAGUUUUGCUCUGGAUCGAUCGCGAUCCCACAAACCGGAAGUCCCACAUCGCCGAUCUGCUUCGGACCAUUCGGCUUGGUCUCCUAUCAACCCAAUAUUUCGUUGAGCAUGUCAAAUCGCAUCCGUUUGUCAUGGGAAAUGAGCAAUGCAAACCAAUUAUCAUUGAUACCCUGAAGUUCCUGUAUGACCUCGAUAUGGUCGAGGAAAGGGAUUUGGAUAUGGCCAAUCCACUGGCACGGCCGCGGAUACCACACGACGUGAUGUUUGCGGUGGGCGGAUGGACAAACAGAUCCCCGAUUUGUACCGUGGAGACCUACGAUACACGAGCAGAUAGAUGGAUAAUAUGUAGUAAAAAUGACGACACGCCUCGGGCCUACCACGGCACCGUCACGAUUGAUCUUAAAAUCUACGUUAUCGGAGGGUUUGACGGGGUGGACUGCUUCAACAGUGUCAAGUGUUUCGACGCAGUCACCAAGAUCUGGUCUGAGGCUGGGCCUAUGAUUUCAAAAAGGUGUUACGUGAGUACGACUGUACUACGAGGUUGUAUCUAUGCCAUUGGUGGAUUCGAUGGUCACGUGAGGCUGAACACGGCGGAGCGAUACUUCCCCGGUCGUAAUCAGUGGAUGAACAUCGCGCCUAUGAACCACCAGCGCAGUGACGCUAGCGCCACAACACUACACGAAAAGAUUUACAUUUGUGGCGGAUUCAAUGGAGAGGAAUGUUUGAAUUCGACUGAAUAUUACGACCCUUACGCAAACCAGUGGACAUGUUUUGCGCCCAUGCGCAGCAGACGUAGUGGUUUAGGUGUCAAGGCCUACGGGGACCAGAUAUAUGCUGUAGGGGGGUUCAAUGGUAUCUCUCGGAUGAGCACUGCGGAGCGGUACAACCCAUUCACAGAUCGCUGGGAAUCUAUUCUUGCUAUGUACAGUCCCAGGAGCAACUUUGGUGUAGAAGUAAUAGAUGACAUGCUUUUCGUCAUUGGGGGAUUUGACGGCGUAUCUACAACACAAGCAGUGGAAUGUUUCGACAAAAAAUCAAACGAAUGGUUUGACACAACGGAAAUGAACGCCCGCAGAAGUGCUCUUAGCGCAUGCGUCAUUACCGGACUUCCGAACACUCAGGAUUACACGUACAAAGAAUAUAUUGCAACGAAACAAACUGUCCAAAUUCAGGACGGUAAUAUUGAAAAUGAAUCAAGUUUUUCUUUUUAGUAAUGUUAAUUUGAUUAAUAACAUGUGUUUGUUGUUGAUUAUUCGAAUUUUGAAGAACGACGAAACUUCCUUUAUCCGGACA